CGUGACGUCAAAUAGUAGCGCCUGAGACGAGUCCGCACAAUCAAAACGAAAACACCAGGAACUUUUGUUGUAUUUUCUACAAAACACAGCGAAAUGCCCAAAGUAAAGAGGAGUCGGAAGCCUCCCCCAGACGGCUGGGAGCUCAUCGAGCCCACUCUGGACGAGCUGGAUCAGAAAAUGAGAGAAGCUGAAACAGAACCUCAUGAGGGAAAGCGAAAGGUGGAAUCCCUUUGGCCAAUUUUCAGGCUGCACCAUCAGCGGAGUCGAUACAUCUACGACCUCUUCUACAAAAGGAAAGCCAUCAGCAGAGAGCUGUAUGAGUACUGUAUAAAGGAAGGCUAUGCAGACAAGAACCUGAUUGCCAAGUGGAAGAAGCAGGGCUACGAGAACCUGUGCUGCCUGCGUUGCAUCCAAACGAGAGACACCAACUUUGGAACCAACUGCAUCUGCAGAGUCCCCAAGAGCAAGCUGGAAGUCGGAAGGAUCAUUGAAUGCACCCACUGUGGAUGUAGAGGUUGUUCUGGCUAAGUGCAGGUUUUGGACAUCCGGUCUGUUUCCUGUUGGACAGCGGGGCUCACCCAGCCUCCAUCUGUGCACCCUCAUGACCCUCAAGCAACACUGUCUUUAUUUCAGUCACCUGCAUUAGAAACGAUUUCUCGUGACAUCCUCACCACCAUCCUCAGCUGCCCUGAUAGGGGAUCAGUAUUAGUUACUCUUCUGCUUUUAAACAUAGGGGAGCCAUGGGGAAUACACUGAGAGGGGCCAUAUUGUCUUAAGUACAUUUGUUUUUCUGUGUGUUGUGUUUUUUUAUAUACCAAAAUAAAGCCCUAGAGCUCAAGGUAGGAGCCUGAGGUUGGCUGUUCCUGGAUCAGGCCUCUCAUUCCAGCUCGUCACACUCACUGUGAAGGUCAUUUUCAGUUCUGACGUGUUUCAUUUCAUUUAAAGGAGGCUGGGAGGGAAAUGAUUUUCGUUUGAAAUGUCAUUGUUUUAAACCUGAAAACUUUUUCUUCGAAAUUGUUAUUGUAGUUUAAUUUUAAAUAAAAUGAUUCUGGUUUA
Messenger RNA from Seriola aureovittata, 1056 nucleotides. RefSeq names its product BUD31 homolog (gene bud31). Lineage: Eukaryota; Metazoa; Chordata; Actinopteri; Carangiformes; Carangidae. The record is from RefSeq and is a predicted model, not a curated record. The transcript has 4 exons. Gene Ontology annotation, biological process: mRNA splicing, via spliceosome. The coding region runs from base 94 to 528 and encodes 144 amino acids. Gene Ontology annotation, cellular component: nucleus; spliceosomal complex.